GGGACAGAGACGCAGCGGUGGACUCAACGCUGAGAGAGAGUUUCCAGGGAGAGGAUCUGAAGCUGAAGGUGGAUGAUGAAGUGUUCAUUGUUUCCUCUCAUGCUUUUCUUCCUCCUGACUGAGGUGUCUGCCUGUCUGCCACUCUCAGCAGGGGCAGAGGCAAUGUCUCGCUGCCCAGCACGGUGGCUCCUUUUUGGGGAUAAAUGCUUCAUGUUUUACCCGGUGUGGAGCUCCUGGAGCGCUGCAGAGUCUGUUUGCUCUCAGACAGGAGGGAACCUGGCGUCUCUUCACACAUCUGAGGAGAGAGAGUUUGUCCUUCAGCUGGUGAACACACACACCUCAGUGUGGCUGGGUGGACACAAGGAGCAGAAGAACAGUUCUUGGUUUUGGAGUGACGGCUCCCCCUUCAGGAUACGAGGCUGGACCAAUAAGAGGCUGGGAGCUACAAAAGAGGGCGGGGCUUGUAUGCACAUGGACCCAAAAAGUGGAGAGCUGAACAGCGCCCCCUGUGGAAAGCUCAAGUUCUACAUCUGCUCUACUAGAGCCAGCUUCCGUUUGAAGUUUAUCCCCAAACCAGCUGAGCCAGCGGUCAUCUCCGGUGUGAGUGUGUUUGACGUCGUGUGGGGUUACAGCGACGAGUUAGUUCAAGAGAUUCUCCGCUCGUCCUCUUUCAUCGAACAGCUACGAUCCGGUCAGCUAACGCAGAGCUGCUACACCAGCUUCAUCCAGCAGGAGGCGCUCUAUCUGCACAGAGUCAGCAACACACUGAAGGUUGUGAUCAGAAGUUUACAGGAAGCAUACGACGUCAGGUCGCUGCUGCUGGAGACGCUGAAACACUACAGCCGCACGAACCAGACUCUCCUCUCGUCCCCUUACCCUCCCUGGCUCCUCUGGUCCCUCCAAUCGUUUAGCUCAGUGGUUUUGGAGGAUCCGAUCUAUUUGUUGGUGGCUCUGUCGGCUCGGUCCAGCCUUCAAAGCUCCCUGACCAAGGAGCUGGAGGUCUGGGAUGUUACCCAGCAGGCACCUAUGACUGAGGCUAAAACCAGCAGCUUGGAGUGUAGAGAGAGGAGUGUGAUGGAGGCCACCUGGACUCAACGGUACAGAAAGGCGAUAGAGAAACACCAGGAUAAAGUGGACGUUUUCAAAGCCGUGAACAUCUUCAGAGUGCACAUGAUGAACCAGAAGAGUUUCUACAAAUCUCUUGACUGUGACGUCGAGGACGAGAGAUGAUGAAGAGGAGGGGUGAAGCCACAGGUGAAGUAUUGAGCCAGACAAAAACAAACAACUGAAGUGGACCUCGUCUCCUCCAGGAAGUCCCUCUUUUUAUUCAUUUAUGUUUUUAGGAGUCAGGGCAAGGUUUUCAAAAAAAGAUUUCAAAUUACAAAAUAUGCACAAAAAAAUAACUUCUGUUGAUGUAAAUACGUUUUUAAAAGCUGAACUUGACUCAUGUUGUGAACUGAAAACAAAGAAAAACAAACUGAAUAUAUAAGUGGAUUAAACCAUUUCAUAGAAACGUAAGGGGGUGGGCAUUUCAACACACAAAGACAAACACAACUGGAAAAAUUACACAACUAAAAAAAAACAAGUCAAUAAGUGUAAAUAUUUAGAUAUUGGCACAAAAGAGUCAACAGACAAACAAUCACAUGGUAACGAAUAAAUAAAGCGUGUUAACGCUGAACAAUCAACUCCCCCGCUGUAUCAGACACUUGGUACAGUCUGAUUGGAACUCAACAGAAUUAAUAAUUAACACUACAACUUCAUACAAGCUGACAUGUUACUGUACAGAAUUAACAUGGUUUUACCAUGUAAGUGUAAAGUCAAACAUUUACAAAGACUGAAUAAAUAUUUGUCUGUUGUUGUUUUUUCACAGAUGUCUUAAUGACAUAUCGUUACAUGCGAACAACACAAAACCAAGACAGCACACAGAC
Messenger RNA from Notolabrus celidotus (New Zealand spotty), 1928 nucleotides. RefSeq lists its product as uncharacterized. The record is from RefSeq and is a predicted model, not a curated record. Lineage: Eukaryota; Metazoa; Chordata; Actinopteri; Labriformes; Labridae. The coding region runs from base 73 to 1230 and encodes 385 amino acids. Gene Ontology annotation, molecular function: signaling receptor activity. The transcript has 13 exons.